AUGCGACUUUUCUUACACGGACAAUCCCCAACUUCUACACUGUUGGCACAAUUGAACGAUACCCGCCAAUCGAGGAUCACUUCUCUAUAUCUAUCAAGCUGGUCUUUGGUCAGCCCCAAAGCUGAGAACUCGCUUCUAUUGGCAUUCUCAGAAUUCUUUCGAGAACAUCAAGGAAUGACAGAAGUAAUUCUGCGGAAUUGUAGCGGUGAUAAUCUGAUGGAGUUGGUCAUCCUUAUUCUGGAUUCUUCCCCACAAGCCUUGACUAUUCGCUAUGACCAGCAGCAACAUCUGCCGUAUUCGGUUGCUCAAGCAUUUGUGCAUGGAUGUCAAUCCCGAAUUCAACGACUGAAUUUGCAGGGCAUCACGCUCGACACUGAUUUGCUUGAAGCUUUCGAAUUCUCUCUUCCAGAAAAGUUUCGGAACCUUGCAACUCUAAGCAUCAAGAGCAAUCUUCUUCUUCGCGACGCAGACCAAGGAGUGUCUAUACUGGGCCAAGGGAAUGAUUCAGAGUCAUACUUUGCUGUCGAAGAUGCUGCAAACCGACUCAGUAGUCUCUUGCUGGAGCUUCCUAAUCUAGAGUGUUUAGAAUUGGAAAAUUGCCACUUGAACGACGAGCAAUUGGCCAUGUUGACCGAUGCCGCUCUUUCCAGUUGCGAUAUGCGGAUCCUGAAUCUCAGCGGAAAUCAAUGCCAAGAAGCUACUAUGAGCAUCCUCAGCAAGCACCUGAGCCGUCCAGAAGCAACCAUGGAAACUUUGGAUUUGACUUGGCAACGCCUACCUAACGAAGCUGCUUCAACACCGCUUCCUCGACCCACCAUGAUUUCAGUACCAAAAUUCCGAACGACUCAGCCCAUGAAUGGAAUCGCACUACUGGCCAUAGCAUUGAGGACCAAUUCCUCUCUCAGGAACUUGAUCCUAUCCGAAAACAAGAUUCGAGAGGGUGAUAUCGAAAUGCUUACUGAAGCAUUGGUAGUUAACAACACUCUGGAAUCCUUGGAAAUGAAGGAUUGCCGGCUCAGAUCCAAUUCCUUGCGCUGCUUGGCAAAUUCUUUACCAAAACUCCGACUCAAGACUCUACAAAUCGAUGGUUGUCAAAAGCUCUCCCCUCGACAUGAAGAGAAAGCGCUGCGGUCGUUAUUUCUCGUGCCACUCGCGAAGAAUCAACACAUGGAAGACCUAGGAAUGAAUUAUCGAUCGCAGUCAAUAGAUUGGCUUUUGGACUGGAAUCGAUCAGGUCGUCCAGAAGUAGAUCAGAGUCUAAUCCCUUCCAGCCUGGGCCCCACAAUUGCCGGAAUGCAGGGUCAUCUAUUCCAAAUGAUCACAUCGUAA
Molecule: messenger RNA, 1329 nt
Organism: Cylindrotheca closterium
Lineage: Eukaryota; Bacillariophyta; Bacillariophyceae; Bacillariales; Bacillariaceae
Source: the annotation of a GenBank genome assembly